UCCCUCAUAUUCAUUUCUCUGAACCUGUCCUUUCUUCCUCUGUCAAAAAACUUCCCUUUUCCAUAUUAUCUUCUCAGAAAAAUUGAGCAAUUAUUAAGAGAAGUUUAGAAAAUGUGGUAUCUAUGUGUUGGAGCGCUGGCUGUUAUAUGGAUUACACACUGGGUUUGCAGAUGGAGAAAUCCCAGUUGCAACGGGAAACUCCCACCUGGUUCCAUGGGAUUGCCACUUCUGGGUGAAACCCUUCAGUUUUUCUCUCCUAACACUACUGAUAACGUUCCCCCCUUCAUCAAACUGAGGAUGGAAAAAUAUGGCCCAAUAUUCAAGACCAACUUGGUAGGACGUCCGGUUGUAAUAUCAACAGACCCUGCUCUUAAUCACUUCAUCUUCCAACAAGAAGGACAAUUGUUUCAGAGCUGGUACCCAGAUACCUUCACAGAGAUAUUUGGGAGACAAAACGUUGGUUCUUUGCAUGGUUUUAUGUACAAGUACCUCAAGAACAUGGUAUUACACCUGUUUGGUCCUGAAAGCCUUAAAAAGAUGAUUUCAGAAGUUGAACAAACAGUUUGCACAACAUUGCAGCAGUGGUCCUUCCAGGAAAGUGUUGAAUUGAAAGAAGCAACAGCAAAGAUGAUAUUUGAUUUGACUGCUAAAAAACUCAUCAGUCAUGAUUCGGCCAAGUCUUCGGAGAACUUAAGAGAGAACUUCGUUGCAUUUAUCCAAGGACUCAUUUCAUUCCCUCUUGACAUUCCUGGAACAGCCUAUUACAAAUGUCUUCAGGGCAGGAAAAAGGCAAUGAAGAUGCUGAAGAACAUGCUGCAAGAAAGACGAGCAAGGCCUCGGAAACAACAGAGUGAUUUUUUCGAUUAUGUGGUUGAAGAACUUCGGAAAGAAGGAACUAUACUUACAGAAGCAAUAGCUCUUGAUCUCAUGUUCGUGCUUCUGUUCGCAAGCUUUGAAACCACCUCUCUGGCUAUUACCUGUGCCAUCAAAUACCUCGAGGACAAUCCCUUAGUGCUCAAGGGAUUGGAAGAAGAACAUGAAGCCAUCCUAAAGCAACGUGAAGAUCCUAACUCUGGAGUCACAUGGAAAGAAUACAAAUCAAUGACAUUUACAUUUCAGUUCAUAAACGAAACCGUGAGACUCGCAAAUAUAGUUCCAGGAAUCUUCCGAAAGGCACUGAGGGACAUUAAUUUCAAGGGUUAUACCAUCCCUGCAGGUUGGGCAGUCAUGGCCUGUCCUCCAGCUGUACACUUGAAUCCUGCUAUAUACAAGAAUCCUCUUUCUGUCAACCCAUGGAGAUGGGAGGGAGCGGAAAUAAAUGGUGCAUCAAAAAAUUUCAUGGCUUUUGGUGGGGGAAUGAGAUUUUGUGUUGGAACGGAGUUCACUAAGGUUCAAAUGGCUGUCUUUCUUCAUUGCUUGGUGACAAAAUUCAGGUGGCGACCCAUCAAAGGAGGGAACAUUCUAAGGACUCCUGGUUUACAAUUUCCAGAUGGUUAUCACGUUCAAAUUAUAGAGAAAGAUCAAAAGAUGCAGGAACCAGAAAUAUGAAAAGGGGUGAAUAUGGUAGUGUCAUGAUAUAGAGAAGGAUUAUACUUGACAUGUUCUCAACCAAUGGUAUUUUCAAGAAGAGCAUGACAAGACCUAGUGGAGGCCAGAGUAGUAACCGGGAAGAUCCCUCAAGUUUUGUUCACGUCACUGUAAACUUUGUGUUCCAUACUUGAAAUUACUCUCAAUAUACUGUUGAAGGGGAAAAAAGAAAAAACGGAAAAAAGUUUUAGAAGCAUGCAUCAAAUCCCAAAACAAUGGCGUGUUUUACCUCUGAGAAAGGUGAGAGAGAUGAGGAGGGGAAAUUUUCACUUUGUAACAAGCGGGCAUCUAUAUCAUAA
This is a messenger RNA of Neltuma alba, 1886 nucleotides long. Its product is annotated as cytochrome P450 87A3. The record is from RefSeq and is a predicted model, not a curated record. Gene Ontology annotation, molecular function: oxidoreductase activity, acting on paired donors, with incorporation or reduction of molecular oxygen; iron ion binding; heme binding. Lineage: Eukaryota; Viridiplantae; Streptophyta; Magnoliopsida; Fabales; Fabaceae. Gene Ontology annotation, biological process: sterol metabolic process; multicellular organism development; brassinosteroid biosynthetic process. The transcript is spliced from 9 exons. The coding region runs from base 112 to 1548 and encodes 478 amino acids.